AUGUCAUCCGGGGACGCGGGGCGGCGGGCAGUGGACAGGGCCCCGCGCGCGGGCGCGGCGCUCUGUGUCCUGUACCACGAGGCCGGGCAGCAGGUGCGGUGCCUGCAGGACGAGCUGGCCGCCCGGGACGCCCUCAUCGCGCGCCUCCGCGGCCGCCUGGCGGCGCUGCAGGGGUUCGCGGCGCCGUCGCUGGUGGACGCGCUGCUGGAGCAGGUGGCGCGCUUCCGGGAGCAGCUGCGGCGGCGGCAGGAGGGCGGCGCCGGCGAGGCCCCGCUGCGCCAGGAAAUUGAGAGACUUACUGAGCAACUGAAAGAAAAAGAGAGGGAAAUGCAGCAGCUGGUGAGCCAGCCUCAGCAUGAGCAAGAGAAGGAAGUCAUCCUGCUGCGGAGAAGUGUGGCAGAGAAGGAACGAGCCAGGGCUGCCAGUGAUGUUCUGUGCCGCUCCUUGGCUGAUGAGACCCACCAGCUUCGCAGGACACUGGCUGCCACUGCCCACAUGUGCCAACAUCUGGCUAAAUGUCUGGAUGAAGGACAGCAUAUACAGGGAGAUGUGGGGGAGAAAAGCCCUGAUGAGCCAGAAUGUACAAGCAGGGUUGCUUCUGACCAGGCCAUUAUUGAAAAGUUACAGGAAGAAAACCAACUGUUGAAGCAAAAGGUGACUCACGUGGAGGACCUCAACGCCAAGUGGCAGCGCUAUGAUGCCAGCAGGGACGAGUAUGUGAAGGGGCUGCAAUCGCAGCUGAGAGGGCUGCAGGUCCCUCAUGAGCCUGAGCUGAUGAGGAAAGAGAUCUCCCGGCUCAACAGACAAUUGGAGGAGAAAAUAAACGACUGUACCAAAGUGAAGCAGGAGCUGGUGGCUAUGAGGAUGGCUCGGGACACUGCGCUGGAAAGAGUGCAGAUGCUGGAACAGCAGAUUCUCGCUUACAAGGAUGACUUCACAUCAGAAAGGGCAGAUCGGGAACGUGCUCAUAGUAGGAUUCAAGAAUUGGAGGAAAAAAUCACGUCCUUAUUAUACCAGAUGUCCCAAGGACAGGACCCCCGGGAGCCAGGCCUCUGCCGGAGCAAAACUGCCAAGUACUUAGAGACCAAGGUGAUGGAGUUUGUGGUACCUAGUGGCUGGAGGCCUGGGUCUGGAUCUCAGAAGAUGGAACACCCUGCAGAGGGUGGGCUCUCCUGCACAACCCAGAGAAGUCAGGGCGAUCUUCAGUGCCCUCACUGCCUUCGAUGCUUUAAUGACGAGCAAGGCGAGGUGUUCCUCAGGCAUGUGUCCGAAUGCUGCCAGUGACACAGAGCCACCAUGCCUUAGUGGUCCCUGUCUCCAGCAUGGCUACUCCAAGGGACAGAGUGGGUGUUCUCAGAUCUGGUCCAACUCAGUGGGUUAAGUUCUACUGGGAUCCAGUGGAGUAGGGGCACUCUGAUAGAUCAUCUUGGGUCUUGCUUUGGCACAGAUCAGACUGGGUCAUGGGGAGGGCCAGUGGAGCUGGAGGCAGAGAUGGAGACAGGAGCAUCUGGUAGGGGCAGUAUUGUGUCUCAUAUGGAGUUUGGCACAAGCUGCAAGCCACCUGUUACAGGGAUGCCGGUAUCUGGGGGUACUCCAUGGGCUUGGAGUAGCUGCUGUGGGAGCUGAAUGGACUCCCCAGAUGGGAGUUCAUGCUGUUCUAUGCUGCACUGUGGUACACUGAGGCCUCCUGAACAGGGCCAGAGCCUUGUGGCUACACUGAACACUAUUGCCUUGAAGUGGCUUUUGUCAUAUCCAAAAGUGAAAGAAUCUUUAUUUUCUCUUCAUUAUUUUUUUUAAUAAACGUGCUUAUUGCUAUGCUGCUUCUAGUCAGGCUGGGAUGGCACUGGGACAGGUGGUGUUUCAGGAUGUGCAGGACAGAUUGACUGGCAAUACACUUGCCUAAUGUCUGUCCUCCAUUCUGGGAUGUUUGCUGGCCAGCCCUGCCAGUUGGGACUACAUGAACUGAGGUUGCCUUAGGGUUGGUGGAGCCUGGGACCUUCCAUUUUAGGUAUAUUACUAUUAGCAACUCCGGAGAGCUGGACCUGAACCCCAUCCUUCUUGA
Molecule: messenger RNA, 2062 nt
Organism: Jaculus jaculus (lesser Egyptian jerboa)
Lineage: Eukaryota; Metazoa; Chordata; Mammalia; Rodentia; Dipodidae
Gene: Tnip2
Product: TNFAIP3 interacting protein 2
Exons: 6
Coding region: 1-1284 (427 amino acids)
Biological process (GO): regulation of transcription by RNA polymerase II; cellular response to lipopolysaccharide
Molecular function (GO): K63-linked polyubiquitin modification-dependent protein binding
Source: RefSeq, a predicted model, not a curated record